This is a messenger RNA of Exophiala aquamarina CBS 119918, 546 nucleotides long. RefSeq lists its product as uncharacterized. The record is from RefSeq and is a predicted model, not a curated record. The annotation marks the transcript as partial. The transcript is spliced from 2 exons. Lineage: Eukaryota; Fungi; Ascomycota; Eurotiomycetes; Chaetothyriales; Herpotrichiellaceae.
AACCAUCAGAUUGCAACAUUACUAUUCCUCGAGCCGCCUCACUCCCAUGAUCCUACCGCUAUUGCAGAUUUUAUAUCCUUACCAACGGCAAUGCUGAAUCAACUUCCAGCCGCGGCCCAAGAUCUCCUAUGGACUGUGCAAGAAGCGACGUCAAUCGUGUUUGCGUCCUACCAAAGACUCCAAGAGUUACUUGAACGGAGUGAAGAUAAUGUGCUUGAGUCUGAAGCCCUAGAUACCAGACAGAGAUAUCCGAACGCUAUCUCCUUUAACUAUAGGAAUUAUCUGCAGGCCGAGAGAGACUAUCUGCUUAUUGAUGCCAUGCCCGAUUGGCGGCACAAAGCAGUACGGCUCACUAUUGCUCUCAAAGAUCAUUCUAGCCUUCGUUUCCAAUGGUCGGGUCAGCAUAUGACGGUGGGCGGUUGGUGGAAAUCGAUUCAAAGAACGGUCGCUUCUUGGGCCGAGCAAGCGGAAGAGAUAGUAAUCCCAGAACCUCAGGCUAUUCAAGAGGAGCUGCAACUAAAGUUCUCCAGGCCAUCCACCAAGACA